AUGAGUUUGGCGGUGUAUUUCCCGAGCGACGGUCGAGAGUUGGAACAAGAUUACAGAGCGUUUGAGAGCCGACUAAACAGCACUCGCAAGAGAACAAUUGUUUUCUUCGAUGAGUCGAUCACCGGGUAUCUCGUGUAUAAAGGGAACCGGGCCCGCAGUACAACCGUGGAUAUAGAAGUUAAUGUGAUCCCUAAAGAUAUUCUAGAGAACGAAGGGGUUCAGAAUUCCUUCUUGGAAGACGUCGCUUCAAAGGACACAGCCUUUGGAACUUUUGAAACGUUUUCCACAAAGGUCACUGCUUCCGAUGUUAUCUUCAAUAAAGAAACCGAAGAUAAUACAGUGGUUAUAGUGUGGAAGGUAACAUUACCAUUGGUCUAUCCUAAAAGGCGUUUGCACAACCCUAAGUUCGUCAUUUCAUGUUACUACGGUCCAUUCGAUGAAGUUCCCAAGUCGCACGAGUCAAGUCCUUGUAUCGCGCCCGAUGUUGGUGCUCACGAAGUCCAUCUUAAAGACUUCGCUCCAGCAGAUGGAAAUUUGUUAUCUGAGCUUUCAGUUCCCUUCCACCACAAUUCAUUGACUCUUUUACAGAAUAACAUCUUAGAGGAACGGAAAAUAUCAAACAGCUCAUCCAACGAGUCAUUGAAUACUUUCAAAUUGGAGGACCAUCAUAGGAUAACUUGUCGAGCUACGACCAAUAUCGAUAUAUGUACGCCCUUGGUGAUCCGACUUAAAUCAACAAAGCCAGCAGGUAGAAACGAGUGCUUGUUGGCCACAUUGUCGAUCGACAUUUCGGAGAGUUUGGUUAAGCUAAUGAAAGAAUGGGAUGAAGAUUAUUUGUUUGAGAUUGAAUCAGUUAACGUAUGUUUUAACUCUGGUGCAAUGGCAAGUUUGGAUUCUAUACAAUUCCCUGUUAAGUUGGAGUCGUCUGAAUCCAUCAGUUUGACUUAUAGAUUGGUAUGUGAUGACCAUUUAAACACAGAGAACGGAACCGACCGAAGCUCGAUUAAACCAGUGAACUUUAAAGUCGCCGUGAAAGUGUUAAGACGCGACCAGAGCUUCACUCCUUUGACCAAUGCGAUUACUACAAAUUGGACUCCAAGUUUAGAUUUUGGUGUGAUUGCUCCUCCUACAAAUAACUCCCUUAAAACUUCAAUAUCGAGUCAAGCGUACUCCCAAAUCCAAACUCCGAUCCUGUCUAACGUCGUCAUGACUCCACACAUAGGCUCGUCAUCCAAUUUGUCAAAGUUAAGUGUCAAGAAGAUCUUUCCUUCUUCCAGCGGUGGCGCCAAUGGGUUCAGCCGACUGCCAUUACAGUCAUUCCAGGCUCAGAAGAAAUUGAAUCGAUCGCUAAUAACUCCUCUAAACUCAUCACCAAUUACGGUUAAUCUAGCCACUAAUGCCAGCUCGGCCUUAUCUGGUUUGAAAUUGAUCUUCGAAGGCAGAUUCAACAUGAAAUUGGGCGAGGUCACCAAAUGGAAGGUUAAGGCGAUGAAUAACUCGUUAAACAGAAUGAGCCUUUCGUUGAUUAUGCAGAAUCCAAUCAAUUUUAAUCCAGUUUAUGUCAACCCAGGGUUGCAAUUUAACAAUAACAACUUCCUGUCUUCCAAUUUACUAUCCAGUACCAAAGCUACGGGUGAUAUUUUAAUCUACAACAAGCUCGACUUGCAAUCGCAAUACAGUUCACUCAAGCAACAACAAAAUGGAGUGAUAGUUCUCAACAACGAUAUCCGAAUAGGACCAUUGGACCCAAACUCAGUAUUUGAAACGGAGUUAACAUUAAUUGGUAUUUCAAAAGGUAUAUACAAUCUCACGGGCCUAAAAGUGUUCGAAAUCAAUAGCGGAGACGGUUUGGAUUUUGGAAAGUUGGUGGAAGUGUUUGUUGUAUAG
Molecule: messenger RNA, 1887 nt
Organism: Lizanozyma spartinae
Lineage: Eukaryota; Fungi; Ascomycota; Pichiomycetes; Serinales; Debaryomycetaceae
Exons: 1
Coding region: 1-1887 (628 amino acids)
Biological process (GO): intra-Golgi vesicle-mediated transport
Cellular component (GO): TRAPPII protein complex; trans-Golgi network
Source: RefSeq, a predicted model, not a curated record